GGUAUAUUUGUCCAGUUAGUUCAGGCAAACUCUCCAGCAUCCCUCGCUGGUCUGCGGUUUGGGGACCAAGUUCUGCAGAUCAAUGGUGAAAACUGCGCAGGAUGGAGUUCUGAUAAAGCACAUAAAGUUCUGAAACAGGCUUCUGGAGAAAGGAUCUCAAUGAUCAUUCGGGACAGGCCUUUUGAACGAAUUAUCACUAUGCAUAAGGACAGCACAGGGCACGUUGGUUUCAUAUUCAAGAAUGGAAAAAUAACUUCAAUAGUGAAAGACAGUUCUGCUGCAAGAAAUGGGCUUCUUACAGAGCACAACAUCUGUGAAAUUAAUGGCCAGAAUGUAAUUGGAUUGAAGGACCCCCAGAUUGCAGACAUCUUGGCAACAGCUGGAAAUGUAGUGACCAUUACCAUCAUGCCUUCCAGUAUUUACGAGUAUAUAAUAAAGAGGAUGGCAACUAGCAUUAUGAAGAGCCUGAUGGAUCACUCUGUUCCUGAAGUCUAAACUUGCAUCAUGUAUGUGCGUGUACAUAUAUAUAAUGAUGAUUCCACUAAACUCGGGCUAUUGUACUCAGUGAUUUCUUUCUUCUGCACAUGAGCCUUUCUGGAGGCUAAGAGAAGAUAUGCUGCAUCAAGCAUUUGCAUCUAUAAUGGCUGGGAAUGUUACAGUUCAACAUAUCUCGUUUAUUCACAAACUGUAAAACUUGUAGCCUUAUAUGCUUGACAAAUGUGAAAUUCCAAUUGUGUUAUGACUUCUUUUUGUAGGUCUUUUAUUUAGUUUAUUACUACUAUAAGCCAUUGCAACUAAAGGAACCAGAUAUCACUUGCAAAGUUAUGUGUUGUUACCUAGAACAAUGCUGCGCUUUGUAUGUUUAAGACAAAUUAGUAUUUUUGCUGCUUUCUGUUUGCAAGAGUAGAUCUGAAAUAGCAUAUUAGAGGUAUGGCUAGUACUAGUUAAUUUUUUGUUCUAGUAAAUCCUGUUUACACAAGAAUGCCAGCUAAGCUGAAUAUAGCUAAAGGCAUCAUUCAGUAAGUAAGUGUAUUAAAUAAAAGUAGUGUACAGAUACUCAAAUCUUUUUAUUACUUGUUAUACAAAUUGUAACUAAUAUGCUUAUCUCUCGCCUUAACCAUGUUCUUAAGGAUUCAAUAAUAACCAAAUAAAUGACUGAAACUUUA
This is a messenger RNA of Antrostomus carolinensis (chuck-will's-widow), 1166 nucleotides long. RefSeq names its product syndecan binding protein (gene SDCBP). NCBI's taxonomy places the organism in Eukaryota, Metazoa, Chordata, Aves, Caprimulgiformes, Caprimulgidae. Gene Ontology annotation, molecular function: syndecan binding. Gene Ontology annotation, cellular component: cytoplasm; plasma membrane. The record is from RefSeq and is a predicted model, not a curated record. The transcript has 4 exons. Gene Ontology annotation, biological process: positive regulation of transforming growth factor beta receptor signaling pathway. The annotation marks the transcript as partial.